Molecule: messenger RNA, 4932 nt
Organism: Brienomyrus brachyistius
Lineage: Eukaryota; Metazoa; Chordata; Actinopteri; Osteoglossiformes; Mormyridae
Gene: dhx29
Product: DEAH (Asp-Glu-Ala-His) box polypeptide 29
Exons: 27
Coding region: 332-4432 (1366 amino acids)
Biological process (GO): translational initiation
Cellular component (GO): intracellular anatomical structure
Molecular function (GO): RNA helicase activity; ATP binding; RNA binding
Source: RefSeq, a predicted model, not a curated record
AAAUCGGAACAGUCGAACUACAGGAUACCGCACAUUGAUUUCAAGAACGAAAAAGCAUAUAACAUAUAUUACCAUAUAAAGACAUGUAUAGGGUGCGUUUAAAAAUUUGUCAUAUGUUCCCUUUCAACUUGAAGUGCUGUUAGAUACCAAUUCGAGCAGUGCCAGUCGCUUGCCUAGCGAAAUGAGGUUUAACUAGCUAGCGGACAGGAGCAUGCAGACUGCUGCUAGUUAACGUCAGUGAUAGUAUGUAGCUGCGGAGUUAAUGCAGCAGUUAACAGAUGUGGCUAUGCAGUUGAUUUCGUCUUAGUAAAAAAAUAACUUUUUAUUAAUUAUGGGAAAAAAGAAGAAAUCGGCGCCCGUCGUCACGGGGACGUCGGCAUCAACAGGCAACCUUUCAGGUGCUGGAAAUGACAGUGUCGCACCUGAGCUAAAUGCUAACAAGAGGCCACAGCAGAAACCAAAUUCCGCAAAAACAUCUACCCGGGAUAACAAGUCUAAAGCGCCGAAAACAUAUAGCUUCGCCAACACCGCCGAAGCUGAAUCAGGUGGAGCCGCCAAUCACGAUAAGUCAAUUCUGAAAGUUGUUAUCCAAGCAGAUUUGGAGAAAAAGAUAAUCAAGCUAAUCAAUGAAUAUAGACAAGAAAAUGGGGAUAAAGGACCAAUAUCCAGGAGACUCACUACAAAAAAACUGCUGGAUCUUUACAUGGCCCUGCAAAAUCUACGCUUCAAGACGGAACACAUCGAGGAGGCGAUGAAGAGCAGCGUGUUGUACGGCGGAGAUUUGCAUUCAGCCCUUGACUGGCUUUGCCUAAACCUACAGGAUGAGGAGCUUCCAGAGGGCUUCAGUCAAAAAUUGCAAGAGGAGAAACCUACUGAGAAACCGAAAUUUAAGCCAGUCCCUGAGAAGGUCCAACCAAGAAUGGAAGCUUGCAAGAUGCUAGAGAAACAAAAAAAUGACACUCCUGAGAAGAAUGAGGAUGUGGCCAUGAAGGAAUGGAUCCUGAGAUAUGCCGAGCAGUCCAGCGAAGAUGAGGCCGAGGAAGAAGGAGAAAAACCGCAACUUGACCUGGAACAUGAAGAGAAAUUUGACCCGAAUGACAGGUAUCUGCUGCUCACAGCUCAACUUUAUGACGCAAAGGAGUCUGCAGUAACAGCGAGAGCGAAGCAGGAUAAGGUUAACCAGAGAGCGGCACAGGAUCGAAUUCGAGUGAUUCGGCAAGAGAUGAAGCCUUUGGAAUCACAUCCGAUGUUCAAUCCUGCCAUAAAAGUGACUGAUGCGCCAAAAGAGGAAAAGAAACCAGCAGCAGUUCAGGAACGUCCAGACGACCUGAACUUCAGUCUGUUUCAACAGGAAGACAAACCUCAAUUGGAGAAGACAGCGAAGAAGAACCAGCCUAAGGAUAUCCGGAACUUUGACUACACAGCGCGGAGCUGGACAGGAAAGUCUCCCAAGCAGUUCCUCAUUGAUUGGUGCAGGAAAAACCUCCCCAGAAGUCCCCCACCAUCUUUCCACAAAGUGCCUGUUGGUAGAUACUGGAAGUGCAGAGUCCGCAUUCAGAGAGGAGAUGAGGCUUUAGAGGUCUGUCCCACCAUCCUCACCGAAGACGGCAUGCAGGCCCAACACCUUGGGGCCACGUUAGCCCUCUACAACUUGGUCAAAGGGCAGUCAGUGCACCAGCUGCUCCCACCCACGUACCGCAACGUGUGGCUGGAGUGGCGUGACGGUGAACAGCGGGAGGAAGAGCAGAACCGCACCGAGAUCAACAAGCCCCGGGACCAGUUCAUCGCCCGGCUGAUGAGUCGCCUGAAGAUACAGCAGCAGAAGAGCCAGACCUCUGGGUCCCCUGGCGGACCUCAGGACAGCGUGGAGCCCGAGGACUCCUGGGAAAACCUGGCCUCCUUGGAGGACGACGUCCCUGGCAGGGAGGCUCCCCCAGACUCGACGGGCCUGGCGGCGUCCCGUGCCCUCAUGAUGCGGCUGCGGGAUUCCCCCCUGGCCCGGGCGCUGCUCCGGGAGCGUGAGCAGCUGCCCGUAUUCCAACACCGGCAGGCUGUCCUGGAGGCCAUACACAGGCACCGCGUGGUGGUGGUUGCCGGGGAGACGGGCAGCGGUAAGAGCACCCAGAUCCCUCAGUUCAUCCUUGAGGACCUGUUGACGCAGGGCCCAGAAGCCAAACCCUGCAAUGUCGUGGUGACCCAGCCCCGGCGAAUCUCUGCCAUGAGCCUUGCUGGGCGGGUGUCCCAGGAGCUUGGCUGUGAGGAUGGACCCGGAGCAAAGACCUCGUUGUGCGGAUACCAGAUCCGAAUGGAGAGCCGAUCUGGCUCCUCUACGCGCCUGUUAUACUGUACCACAGGAGUUCUGCUCAGAAAACUGCAGCAGGACAGACUGCUGAGUUCGCUGACGCACAUCAUUGUUGAUGAGGUUCACGAGCGCAGUGUCCAGUCGGACUUCCUGCUGAUCAUCCUGAGAGACAUUCUGCAGAAGCGGCCCGAGGUUCGCCUGGUGCUGAUGAGUGCUACAGUCGACUGUGACAAGUUUGCGGGCUACUUUUGCCGCUGUCCUGUGGUGACCAUCCCAGGGAGGACCUUCCCUGUGGAGGUCUUUCACCUGGAGGAUGUGGUGGAGGAGAUGGGUUAUGUGCUGGAGCGGGAUUCGGAGUACAGUCAGCAGUACCUGGAGGAAGAGGAAGAGGUCAACCUCAGUAUCACGGUGAAGGGAGGGAAGACGAUAGCAUACCAGGAAUUUGUUUCCACAUGCCCUGGGGGGGGCUGGGACAGCAGCUGUGACCUGGAAAGCUACAGCAGUCGCACCCGCCACGCCAUUCAGUACAUGAAUCCCAAUAAAGUCAACAUGGAACUCAUCUUGGACCUUUUGGCUUACCUGGAUAAAUCUCCACAGUUUAGAGAUGUUGACGGAGCUGUUCUCGUGUUCCUGCCCGGUCUCGCCCACAUCCAGCAGCUGUAUGAUCUUCUGUCUGCUGACCAGAGGUUCCGGGUCAAAGAGAGGUACAAGCUGGUCGCCCUUCAUUCCACACUGUCCUCUCAGGACCAGGCUGCUGCUUUUGCUGUUCCUCCUGCUGGAGUCAGAAAAAUUGUCCUGUCUACAAACAUUGCAGAAACAGGAGUGACAAUCCCAGAUGUUGUUUUUGUCAUCGAUACCGGAAGGACAAAAGAGAACAGGUACCACGAGAGCAGUCAGAUGAGUUCCCUGGUGGAGACGUUUGUGAGCAAAGCCAGCGCCCUCCAGAGGCAGGGCCGGGCAGGGAGAGUGAGGGAAGGAUUCUGCUUCCGCCUGUACACUAAAUACAGGUUUAAAGGCUUUAUGGACUACUCUGUGCCUGAGAUUCUCCGCGUUCCACUGGAGGAGCUCUGUCUGCACGUCAUGAAGUGCGAGUACGGCCCUCCUGAGGGCUUCCUCUCACAGGCCCUAGAUGCUCCCCAGCCACAGUCUGUGAGUAACGCCAUGGGCCUGCUGCGGAGGAUUGGGGCCUGUCAGCCGGAGGAGCCCAGCCUGACCCCACUCGGGCACCACCUGGCCACCCUGCCCGUCAACGUCAAGAUUGGAAAGAUGCUUGUUUUUGCCGCCAUCUUUGGCUGCCUGGAGCCGGCUGCAACCAUUGCAGCUGCAAUAUCGGAGAAGUCACCAUUUGCCACCCCCAUGAACAGGAAAGAGGAAGCUAACUUGGCUAAAGCAGCACUCUCAGUUGCUAAUUCAGACCACCUCACGAUUUAUAAUGCAUACAUCGGGUGGAAGCGUGCACGCAGCGAGGGCCUGCGUGCCGAGGCGGCAUACUGCAAGAAACACUUCCUGAAUCGCAAUGCCCUUUUGACCAUUGAGGAUGUAAAGCAAGAGCUGAUGAGGAUGAUGGACCAAGCUGGGUUCUUCACCCCCAAAGCACAGCGGGACCAGCGCCCCCGGGGGCGGGUUGACUCGGCUCCCCUCUCAGCCUCCCAGGUGUCCCUCCUGAUGGCAGUGUUGACCGCAGGCCUGUAUGAUAGCGUCGGCCGGAUCCUGUACGUCCCCUCGGUGGACAUGCUAGAACAGAUCACCUGCACUGUGGAGACUGCCCAGGGCAAGGCUCAGGUGCACGCAUCCUCAGUGAACCGCACUCUACAGACAUAUGGUUGGCUGCUCUACCAAGAAAAAGUGAAGUACUCUAAGGUGUACCUAAGGGAUACCACCCUGAUAUCACCCUUCCCAAUGCUGCUGUUUGGGGGAGACAUAGACGUCCUUCAUCGUGAAAGACUGGUCUCCCUGGACAGCUGGAUUCAGUUCCAGGCUCCAGUUCGAAUAGGGGUGAUUUUCAAACACCUACGAAAGCUGAUUGACUCACUCUUAGAGAUGAAGCUUGAGAAUCCCAAAGUGAACCUUGAAGAUGAAAAAACCAUACAGAUCAUAACAGAACUAAUACAAUCGGAGAAGAUCGUUUGAACCUGGAAUCAUGGAUCUUUAAUAGUCAUGGAUCAAGGAGCAAAGCAAACUAAAUGAAUGAUGAGCUUAGUAUUUGUAUUUUGUUCAAUAUUUACAACAAAACUUCAAAUAAAUCUUUUAAUGACGUAUGUUUGUUUUAUAUAUGUAUAAAUGUGCAUUUUAUGCAGUGUGUGUGUGCGCGUACGCGCAUGUGCACAUAUGUAGGAUUAAUGCUUGUGAGUAUUUCACACUUUUAUACAAUAUUACUGCUUAUUUUCAAAGGUUCAGAUGUACCAACUCCAAUGAAUAUGGAACUAUAUCUGACAAACUUGUCUAGCAAUUGCUGGAAAAGAUUUUGACUCUCACUUUACUUUGCUAUUAAUUUUGAAAGUCUUGGUAGUUUUACUAUUCAGUGAAAAAACAAUAUCCUGUGAUUGUGUAGGGAUUCUCUCCAGGAUCCUGCGGCAUGUGCGGGUUGGCUAGUGAGAUGAAACAGCUUGAUAAAAACAGAUUUUUGAGAA